Messenger RNA from Coniophora puteana RWD-64-598 SS2, 2037 nucleotides. RefSeq lists its product as uncharacterized. The coding region runs from base 1 to 2037 and encodes 678 amino acids. The transcript has 6 exons. The record is from RefSeq and is a predicted model, not a curated record. NCBI's taxonomy places the organism in Eukaryota, Fungi, Basidiomycota, Agaricomycetes, Boletales, Coniophoraceae.
AUGAUCUUGAGCGACGUGCUACAACAAAACCCUGAGCUCGACCGGUUCGAGCUCAACGAAAUACUCGACUUCAUCAGGGCGGCGUGCGAGGUCCGCGAUGAUAUUGCAGGUGUUCAGCAUACAACACUCAACACUGAGUCCACCCACGCACCAACGUAUCUUCCUCAUAUCCACCAAGUCUUUAUAUCCCGCUCUGCUUCUAUCCAGCUCCGGAUGGUGCCCGUUCUUUGGCGAGCACUCAGAGAUCACGUCUGGAACAUGCCGCGUCUGUUUGAGCGGCAACAGGAUUUAGUUAGCCGUUUCGAGGAGUGGGGAUGGGACCUGGGCAUAAGUAAGUCUCUGUGGACGCUCUGUCCACCGUCACGAAAGUGCGACAACCCGCAAUGCCCCAAUGUUGACCGUGACAUCGAGAUGCGCACUAUAGACGUGCACGAUGCAGUCCUUUUCACCAAGUCCUUCGGCCCUCAGAGCGCCAAGCAGCUCUCGUUCACAUGUCAAGCAUGCAGGCGAAACUAUCGUCACAACUACUUCGUUCACAACAACUCCAAGACCCGAACAUACUAUAUCGACCUGCCCGAUCACAUUCAAGUCGGAGAACAUCACUUCGCUGAGACAGAGCUGGUAAAGGAGUGGACGGACAGUAUGGUCGUCAGCCAUACUUCGGCCACAAAUCUUGCUACAGCCUACGAGUUGUCACGCACCCGCCACCUCGACUUGUACUACUCUCGGCCCCGUGUCUCCCACACCGACGCCAAGCUACCCUAUAGCGGUAUUCUUAGUGCCGAGCAGGUCUGGCAUGGGUUUGUCAUCCUCGCACUCCUCCGAAACUACAGAGUUCGCCAUGCUCCUCUCUCCGUUCCGCAUGAUGGCAGUCAACGCGCCCGGUUCGAGGAAGCGAUGAAGCAACAAAACGAGCGGGUUGUCAAGCAUGGCCAGCCCGAGAUAACGCACUACUGCGACGCAUGCAUGCGUGUAUUCCGCGUGUGGAAUGAAGCUGGUGAAUAUGAGCUCUACAAAACCCAGGUAGUCGUUGCAGAUGGGCUGACAAUCGGCCACCCAUGUUGCAAGGACUUUCGAUGCCCCGAUCCCCUUCAGACCGCGCACGACCAUUUCUGUAAGCGUCACUACAAUCUACACAACAUUUGCUACGUCAAGACCUGCGACCAGCCGUCUACAACUACCGCUACAACAUCGAAGACAUGCACACGAGCGGAUCAUCAAGAAAUGGAGCGGCAGACUCGCGAGCGCACGACUGCCAUGUUUGCGUUGACUCGCAAGCGUGAGGCCCAGAAAAGGCUCGCUCGCACUGCCGACUCGACUGCCCCCACCGCAGCUGAUCUUGAGUUCGACGACGCAGAGGAGUGGUACGAGCCCGACGAUGCUGGAAAUCUCUCCCAGCGUAUCAACACCCGCCCAGUUAAUGUUGGAGUGUCCGACGAGGUUGCAUCGCAGGACCAGCGUGCCUGCCCAGGCAAGACACCACGUGCGCAGAAGAUUAUGCUCGCCCGACGCCGUACCGCCUGCGAGGUCACAUACGUUAGGCCGUGUGGUAUAAUAGUAGGCCGAGCUACUAUGUUUGGUGCUGAAGCCGUAUCCAAUGUUCUCGACAUGGGGGAGACGCUCUUCACCGUCCCCGGCGCGCGUAAACCUGAGCAUUUCAUCUACGACACUGCCUGUGAUGCCCACCGACAAGCACAGAACCGCCAGAGCAACUUCUGGAAGGGCACUGGUAUGUGCGUCGACGUAUGGCACCUCAAGAAUAAACACAAGACUACUCACGACUACUGCCGCAUCAACUGCAACCCUGCAAACUAUCCAGAGCUCAAGACACCCGACGGCAAAGGUUGGUACUUCAAUACGUCCGUUGCCGAGCAAGUAAACGUGUGGCUCGGAGGUUAUCAGGCUAUAGUUCGAGAGAUGCUCCCGACGAAGUUUAAUUUUUUUCUUGAUGAGAUGGUCCGCCUCAGGAACAUCAACACUAUUGAGUCUCUCAAGCGUAAGGAUUUAGUACCUUCAUACCAUCCUGUUGAAUCAUAG